UGUUGCCUUCCCACAAGGCUCCUUACCACAAAAUAUGGCUUAGACAAACCUUUUGUUCCUCCAGCUGGUUUAGGCUAUGUCUUAGAUGAUUUCACCAGCACAGAACUUGCUGCCCUCUACAACCUGAACUUCUCAGCAGUCCAAAAAGUCACAACAUAUCAAUUUAAACAUGGGGAUUCUGAGCAACUUACUGAUCCUCCACAUACUCUGCAUUGCUUUGGUCUUUUCUCAAUAUGAAGACUAUGAUUUUGAGGAUGAAUAUGGUGGGGAGCCAGAUCCUCAACUUCCAUAUUACUUUAACCCAAACGCCCAAGCAGAAGUUCCUCGUUUUCCUUUUCCAGUUGAGUGUGCCAAAGAAUGCUUUUGUCCACCAGCUUUUCCCUUAUCCAUGUACUGCGAUCACCGGAAACUCAAGACAAUCCCAAACAUCCCCAGCCAUGUCCAACAACUUUAUCUGCAAAACAACAACAUUGAAGCUGUGCCUGCAGGACCAUUCACUAAUGUUACCUUCAUAAGGGAAAUUAACCUCAGCUACAACAACAUUAAAUUCCAUAUGAUUGACCACGGUGUUUUUGCCAAACUUUCACACUUAGUGCAACUUCAUUUACAACAUAAUGAAUUAGAAGAAUUUCCAUUCCCUCUGCCCAGCUCUCUAGAGAGACUCCUCCUUGGUUUUAACAAAAUUUCCCGGUUACCUGCAAAUGCACUGGAAGGAUUGCCCAACAUGACCACGCUUGACCUUUGCAAUAACUUACUUGACGACUCAGUAUUCAAAGAAAAACCCUUCUCAAACAUGAAAAAUUUAAUGCAGCUCAACUUAUGCAACAACAAAUUACAGACAAUGCCUCCUGACCUGCCACCAUCACUUCGGCAUCUUUCUCUUGAAAAUAACUCCAUUUCUCAUAUUCCAGAAAACUAUUUCCACAGACUUCCCCAUAUCAUUGCUCUAAGAAUGUCCCACAAUAACCUGCAGGACAUUUCACCCAACACCUUUAAUCUACCCAACCUUUUAGAACUUAAUCUUGGACAUAACAAAUUGAAACAAGUAUUCUACAUUCCAAGAAGUCUGCAGCAUUUGUACAUUGAAGACAAUGAAAUUGAAAACAUCAAUGUUACUGUGAUGUGUCCAACUCUGGACCCACUGAACAUCAAGCAGUUAACCUACAUACGCGUGGACCAGAACAAGCUCACAAGCCCCAUCAGCACCUACGCCUUCUUCUGCUUCCCUCUCAUCAGAACCAUUUAUUAUGGAGAGCAAAAUGUCACUGUCAGCAGGCCAAGCCAGCUCAGAACACCGGUGUUCCGGCGCUUUCUAACACCAGAGGAAUUCCAGGAAGCAGAAGACAAUCAUGAAACGCUCAAUCAAGAAACCGAAGAAGGUCAUGAAACAGAAGACAGCUAUUUUCAUCCUUACUAUCACUGAAGUAAUAAUUGUUAAUAAGUAUAUGUGGAAACCUCUCAUUAGUCUGGGUCAUUCAUAUCUGUCCUAGAGCAACUGGGCAGUUUGGGAUAUUCAAGAUGCAUUUAUAAAGUGGAGAUAGGAGUUUAAAGUAGGUAAAUGUCCUAUUAUUGGUGUUGUAAAAAACAGCAUUAGGAACAAAAACCACUCAUCUGAGCAUUAGAUAAAGGUCUGACACAUAACCUGGGUUGAUGAUGGGCUCACCUUUGAGCGAGCAGCCAAAGAAAAAAAAAAAAGACUUGAAAUUCUGUUCUAAAGUGAUCUAAUUGCAAAAUGAUUAAAAUUUAAAUCAGUGCCACAAUUCAAUAGGAACAAGUGAUUAAGGCAAAAAAUGCAUCCAGCUCUACAUCCUACUGCUGACAGCAGUAGGAGAGAUGCACUAGAGAAAAGGACAAGAGAUUGAGAUUGCAAAAUAUCUCCACAAGGUUCCUCCAGAAAUACAGAUAUUUCUUCUUCUAAUCUCUAACUGAACGAGGACAUCACAAACACAGAGCUUCAAACCUUUCCAUAUUAUGUUUCAAGUGUCCUGACAAGCUGUAUUAUAAUAUUCACUGGAUGUCCUUUAACUAUCAAGGUCUUUCAAAGGAGAUUUCAGCUUAUUACUAACACAGGCAAUAAACAAUCUUUCACCAAGCUGCUGGGAUCUAGGGAGCAGCAUGUACAUUAACACAACUGAACCAUUAGCAUUUAUAUUUUUCCUUUGCUUCAGCCCAUGUUAUUGUAGAACACGCAUAGAAAUAUAAUGUAAUCUUUGAAUUUAGAAUUAUUCAUCAAGUAGGACAGGUACAAAGAAAAGCAUUGCAGGCUUUUUAAACUAUUAAUUUAACUACUAAUUUAUCCCUCUGCACAGCUAAUACAAAUUAGCUGUAUUCUGCUUCAAAGUACAAUCAACAUUGCUUUAAGUAACCUGAAGAAAACUCUGAGCUAUGCAAAUUUUUUUUAUAGCUUAUGCCUAGAAACAGAUCCAGAUAACUACAGGAGAAGAUAACACUAUAGAGCACUUUAUUGUCUUUUUAAAUCACUUUAUUUUUCAGCACUUUUUCCUUGAUAGAGCUUUACUAUCUGUGAGGGAAAAAAAAUCUCUGUUUUCAACAGCAAAAUGAAGUGAUAGAUCCAUAUACCAUACUACCAACUUUGCAUAAUUUUAUGUAGUCUUUUCAGUUGUCCAAUGCUUAAAGUACAAUGUAAUCAGAUUUCUAUUAGGAUUUAAGAAGCUAGGCAGGUUUCAUUUUUUAUCUUAGAAUUUUGGUUAUUUUUUUAGGCCCAUAUUCAUAUUUAUGGUUUCUGAUGUAUCAACUGAAAUAUUAAGAAAAUUAAAAUACUUAAUUAUUUCUUUUUGAGAGAAAGAUUUAUUGUAAAGCUAUGAAUAUAAAACUUCAAGAAUAUAUAUAUUUAGACUUUAAGGACUUUUAGUCCUUUUAAGGACAACUGGUUGUAAGAAUUUGUGUACAAAAUUUAUUCUAUUGUUAUUAAUGUGCGGAUUUUCAGCCAACUAACUCAAGAAAUCUGCUCCUCUCUCCUUCCUGUUUUUCUUAUCUGCAUUCUAACCAGAUUCAGUAUUCAUAGCAAGCUAUUUUAUGGUCACCUCACAAAUUCACAGUGCUACACAAAUUCACACAUGCUACAGAAUGUCUGCUUUAAAAAAAAAAUAAAAUUAUUAACAUUUCUCACACUCAAACACCUCUGGGUUUCUGAUAAAAGAACACAUGCAUGUAUUCAUUCCUUAAGUACUCAAUAUCAUUUAUGUACACUAUAUACAAUAAUUUAGAUAUAUCUAUAACUUUAUUGCUUUAUUAAUACAUGUAGUAUAUUAACCUUUCAACUAUUUCAGAUUUUAAGUGAAUGGUGCACAAAAUGCAAAUCUAAAAUAAGAGGCUUUUUUGAAAGGCUUGCUCAGCUUUAAAAAUAAAAGAACACUAUCCUGCUAUAGUAUGAAUAUUACAUCUUUUAUCACAAACUUUCUGCUUUUUAAAGACAUCUAUGAAACAAAGCUUAGCUUUAAAGUAGAAGUCAAAACAUUGAUGUUAUAUACACUUCUCAAAGUCAAACUGGAAAUUAUUGAAAACUUCAGAGCUGCCUUAUUACACUUGACUCAUUUAGGCGGAACAUGAAAUUUGUAUUACAAGCAGAACUAUUAUAACUCACUUUUCUUUCAAUUAAUAUUAUCAUAUAAUCUGUAGCACAGAGGACACUUACUCCAGAAAGGCUUUUACAGUGGACAGAGAACUAAAGACUUGGUAGCCUUAGAGGAAUGAGAAUUAUAAUAAAGUACUGGAUUAAUGGAUAUCUAGCUGGGUGAAAUUUGCUCUGGUAACACAGGGGAUACUGUCUGUAAAAGUCAUGAUGUUUUUGCCUUCCAAAUAUCUUGGAGUUCUCUGGGAAUCAUGAAGGAUACGGAAAAGGGAGAUCCUGGUCCAAACAGCCUACAAAAAUUUGUAAAGGUUUUUAAGGAAAUUAAAUUGCCACAGAUUAAAAGGCAACAUCACAAACAAAAAUAAAAUAA
Molecule: messenger RNA, 3962 nt
Organism: Passer domesticus (house sparrow)
Lineage: Eukaryota; Metazoa; Chordata; Aves; Passeriformes; Passeridae
Gene: OMD
Product: osteomodulin
Exons: 3
Coding region: 170-1423 (417 amino acids)
Molecular function (GO): protein binding
Source: RefSeq, a predicted model, not a curated record